This is a messenger RNA of Momordica charantia (bitter melon), 711 nucleotides long. Its product is annotated as large ribosomal subunit protein eL14y. Gene Ontology annotation, cellular component: ribosome; cytosolic large ribosomal subunit. Gene Ontology annotation, biological process: translation; ribosomal large subunit biogenesis. Gene Ontology annotation, molecular function: RNA binding; structural constituent of ribosome. NCBI's taxonomy places the organism in Eukaryota, Viridiplantae, Streptophyta, Magnoliopsida, Cucurbitales, Cucurbitaceae. The record is from RefSeq and is a predicted model, not a curated record.
UCUAAAGGAUUAUUUGGAUCUACAAGAGAAUAAAAAGAAAAACCCUAGUAAUAGUAUACACAUUCGCACUGUAUAAUCUUCUUUCUUCGUCUCGCCCCUCUGAAGAUGCCGUUCAAAAGGUACGUUGAGAUCGGCAGGGUCGCUCUCGUCAACUAUGGCGAAGACUACGGAAAGCUUGUCGUCAUUGUGGAUGUUAUUGACCAGAACAGAGCUUUGGUGGAUGCUCCUGAUAUGGUCAGAUCUCAAAUGAACUUUAAGAGACUUUCUCUUACUGACUUUAAAAUUGACAUUAAGAGGGUCCCCAGGAAGAAGGAACUCAUUGAAGCUAUGAAGGCUGCUGAUGUUCAGAAAAAGUGGGAGGAUAGCUCUUGGGGGAGAAAACUACUCGUUAAGAAAAGAAGGGCAGCACUUAAUGAUUUUGAUAGGUUCAAGCUAAUGUUGGCUAAGAUAAAGAAAGCUGGAUUGGUGAGGCAAGAGCUUGCGAAGCUUAAAAAGAGUGAAUCUUAGGAAGUGCAUUUCUUUAGCCUCUAAUUUUGUUAUCAAUUUAAGUAAUCAGUUUUGGAUCGUUAUCCCUUUAUUUCCCAAGCCAUUUGGAGUUUGGGAAUGUUUUGAAGUGUAUGGAAUUCUGGACGUGGAUUGUAGUGAGUUUUUACUUGAAUUUUCACGAUCUGCCCACAUUACUCAAAUUAAGUAUUUAUCUGAAUCUGCCGA